Oryzias latipes (Japanese medaka) is the source of this 5954-nucleotide messenger RNA. It is a transcript of the gene fbrsl1, whose product is annotated as fibrosin-like 1. NCBI's taxonomy places the organism in Eukaryota, Metazoa, Chordata, Actinopteri, Beloniformes, Adrianichthyidae. The record is from RefSeq and is a predicted model, not a curated record.
GUGGAGGGGGGGAGAGCAGAUUUGAAUCACUCCUGUCGCUUUAAGGACACUUAUCAAAGACUUAUUAUGCGAAUUGAGAAUACCAGGAGCAGCUGAGCAGCCGGGAGACGGAGCGGAGUGGAUUUUACAGGGAAGUCAACAUGAUCUGAGCCGGAGGAGCGCGUCGGCGCCCGCUGGAGUUUGAUUACGCGCUGGAUGGUUGGCUCAUUUAGGGGAUCUUGCGCUCCCAGACCGGGGAUCCAAACAGGAAUAAGGGCUGAAGUAGUCUCUGAUUUGGAAUCGACACUUGGACGUCGCGCGUGGAGGUUCUUACUAUAAUUUAGUCGCCCCCCACGAUCCUCGGAUCGUUCAUUUGACAGCCCGGGAUCAUGGAUCGGGGAGGUGGAAAACAACAGCGGCCAGCGACAUGAUUUCUCUGCGGCACGCUGCGUGCUUGGGCUCCCCCUGCUAUUCCACCGCGGCAAAAGUUGCGAGGCGCGUGGAACGCGUGGAUUUCUGAGCCGUUUCAUUAUUAUUGCACCUGCUUUUUUUAUUUAUUUAUUUUUUUGGCGGACGUCGACCACCACUACUGAUUCGUGACGGAAUUACACGCGCGGAUCCGCCUGCAGCGCCCGCGGUGGGAUACUUGGACAUUCCUAAUCGUGGAAAUGGAGAUCGUGGAGGUGUCAUUGAGUGUUUAAAGGCCAUAUUUCCACUCUCCCGGAGCGAUCGCCGACUAUUCUCAGUCCGGUGUGGGGCAUUUGUUAUUGCGGGCUUGAGCGAGCGUAAAGGCGUGCACGUACUGAGGAGUUUCCCCCUCCUCCUCUAUUUUAUUUUUAAUUAUUAUUAUUUAAGCUUUUCACACAUGGAUGGGAAAUUGCAGCAGGCUCGGAGGUGCCGCACCAAACGGGAGCGGGUGCGGAGGUUGCGGGAAGCAGGGAGCAGAGACGCCCGCAGCUCCGAACCCAACUCCUCCUGCUCCGACAGGGAGGGACGCAGUCCAGGGAGGGACGCCGCCUCCCUGCCCGGUAAAAAGGCGGCACCGCACCCCGCGGCAGCAGCCAGAGCCCCGCGUGGCCCCCGGCGGAAGAGACGGGAGUCCAGCUCGCAGGAGGAGGACAUCAUUGAUGGAUUUGCUAUUGCCAGCUUCAUCAGCCUGGACCUUCUGGAGAAGACGACAGGAGUUGUGAAGACACCCGACAAGAAGGAGUGGUGGAAGGACAAAAAGGUGGCAAAGCAGCAGAAGAAGGAAGAUGAGGAGGUGGAGGGGGAAGAGGAGAACGUUCAGCCAGUGGUGGAUCCCCUGGAGAACGGCUUCCUUCAUCACGCUCAGCGGGAGCAGGAAAGAAUGAACGAGAGGCUGCUGAAGAGAACUUAUUCCAAGAAGAUCAAAACGAUCAAACCUUUGGCCAUACGUCCAGUCAAAGUCAGUGAGGACGACGCGCUGCAGGAGCUUAGUCGACCACACAGGAGCAACUCGAAGGAGCAGCUCAGUGAGAGUUCCACUCACUCGCUGUCAGGCCGUGGCUACUCGGUGCAGUCAGCAGCAGUGGCCAUCCUCAAGUGUGACAGUGAGACUGAAAUUGAGGAGAAGGUAUCUGAUGUAGGAUCAGAGAAACUGUUUUCUCCAACCGCACCUAAAGGUGUGCCAACGAAUGAGAGUCCAGAGUCUAAGACCUGCAACUCAGCCAAAUUUUCAGGGCUCCAGCGCAGCCAGGAGCAGAGCAGCAUUGAGGUGCCCUUUGCACCACCUGUGCCCAGCCCCACCCCGGCCUCGGCACCGACGGGCUCCCCAGCACCCGCGGCGGCGUCUGCCCCGCCAGUGCCUCCCAGGUCACGCCUUCUUCCCAGCCCUCCUCCUCUUGGUGUCAAGAAGGAACUGAAGCCUCCACCCCCUCUCCCCACCCCACCCCUACUGAAGGCACCACCCCAUUCCCAGCCCCACCCUCCUUAUCCACACGCACACCAGGAGCCCCGUCUUUUUCCCCUCCCGCCUCACCACGCACGGCCAGUCAUUGGCCAUCAGCUGCAUCACCCGCUGCAUCAGUGCAGCAGCCUCCACGACAUCAGUCACAGCAGCAGUCCGGUGGGUUUCUCCAAACACCUGCCCCCAUCCCCUCACCACCUUGGUGGACUGCCAUCCUCAGCUUCAGCCUUGCCUCUGUCUAUACCCAACCUCUCUACCUCGCACUAUUCCUCCCUACGGAGCCCGGCCCAUCGCCAUUCGGCCAUGUUUGCAACCCCAGCAACACUGCCACCACCACCGACCUUACCAACUAAUAGCUUAGUGGUGCCUGGACACCCUGCCGGCACCCCUUACCCAGAGCAUGACCUCCUGAGGCAGGAGCUGAACAACCGCUUCCUGGUUCAGAGUUCGGAGCGCGGCCGGGGGCCGUCCGCCUCGCCGCUGGCCCCCGUCUCGCUCCUGAGGGCCGAGUUUCACCAACACCAGCACAUGCACCAGCACCAACACACCCAUCAGCACACCUUCACGCCCUUCCCCGCCAGCCUGCCCCAGGCCGCCAUUCUCACCCCGCCCACCGCACCCCCCAUGGUGCGUACCCAAGCCAGAAAUUUUGACAAAUACACCCCAAAACUGGACAAUCCAUUCAUCCGACAUUCAAACUUCUUCCCCUCCUACCCCCCAACCAUGCCAGGCAUGCCUCAGCUGCUUCCACACUCAGGACCCUUCAGCUCGCUGCAAGGAGCCUUCCAGCCCAAGGCCUCUAAUCCCAUUGACGUGGCAGCGCGUCCUGGAGCCGUUCCCCACACACUGCUCCAGAAGGAUCCACGGAUAAGUGAUCCGUUCAGGACAUCUGUUCGGAAACCUGGCAAGUGGUGUGCAGUACAUGUCCAGAUCGCAUGGCAGAUCUACCACCACCAGCAGAAAAUAAAGCAAAUGCAACCUGACCCCCACAAGCUAGAUAUGAACGGGAAACUGGAUUUGUUCAGUCGACCCCCAGCACCUGGAGUCUUCCCGGGGUUCCCAUAUCCUCACGACUUGGCCCGGCCCCUCUUCUCUUCAACAGGCUCUGGACACCCAGCCCCUUCUCCAUAUGGCCCUGCCCCCCAUCCCAGCAGCUUCCUGCCUCCUAGCCAUUUGGCAGGUAAGUAUCCUUUCAGUCGCUCCAGUUCCUUUGGCGGCCUCGGCAACCUUUCAAGCAGUGCCUUCGGAGGAUUAGGCAACCCCUCGCUUGGGUCCAACAGUAUGUUUGGCUCCAAGGAUGGACCAGGAGGACUCCCCACAUUCAGCAGCCCCCACCACGACACCUGGAACAGACUCCGACGAACACCGCCGUCUUUUCCCACCCCACCACAGUGGCCCAAAUCUGCAGACUCUGAGAGAAGCAGCUCAGCCAACAGCCACGAGAGAGAGCGAGAGAGGGAGAAAGACAGAGAGCGGGAAAGGGAACGAGAGAAAAGAGACUCCUCCAUUGGGAGAGAAGAGAAGGACAAGGAUAGGGACUCGGUGGAUCGCAACCGCCACUCCAACCGCUCAUCCCCUGCCUCGGCGCCAGUCAGCUACCAGAUCAGCAGCCUGAUUCGCUCCAACAGCCAGAACUCCAGCGACUCUGGGCGCCAUCACAGUGGCAGCGUAGACCGGGUGCGUGAAGCAGAGAAAGAGUUAUUCGAGCGCCACAGAGAGUCUUCCACUCAAGCCGAUGUGAAGGUGAAGGAGAGCCGCUCUCCGAGCAAGGAGAUGCUGGAGAGGAGAACUUCAGAGGACUCCAUCAAACCCGCUCAGCGGUCCCCUUCUCCUUAUUCCAAGGCGCUGAUCAGUGAGCAAAGCAUGAAAAUGGCAGUAGGGCUUCCAUCUACACUCAAGGACAAUGAGAGGAAAGAGCCCCCACCUCCAGAGCUGCUCCAAAAAGUGAAAAAUGACAUGAAGAUUAAGGAGGAGAGAAAGGAGGAGCAAGAGGUCAUGGUGGUGAGUUCAGAGCCAGCCCCUCAACCCUCAGUGCAAGCUCUUCCUGUACCUGUCAGCCAGCCAGGAAACCCUCAUCACCAUCACCCACCUUUGUCCCAACAGCAUCCCCUUCCCUCACCCCGCGGAAGUGAUAUCCCAGCACCGGGUCUGCACGGUGUUCCAAUGGCACACUCUUUGCCUCUUUCUAUGAGUGCCAUGCCUCAAAUGGGCAGCCUCAACGUCCUAGACCGAGCUCGCAUGGCUCCCUUCAUGGGAGUGAGUCCGCUGGCAGGAAGAGAACGCCUGCCACCCACAGCCUUCCCCUGGGACCCGCUGAGAGAGGCCUACCGCAGCCUGGACCUGCAGCGACGCAUGGACUUCCAGCUCCGGGCCGAGCAGGGACAUCGCUUCCCCAGUGUCUAUGAACAGGAGCGGGCUUACCGCGAGAGGGAGGCUCAUGACUACUCUCACCAGGAGCACCUCCUGGAGGUGCGGCGGGAGCAGGAACGGAUGCGACAGCAGGCUGAAGAACGAGAACGCCUUCACCUAAGGGAAGAGUUGGACAGGGCACGUCUCCACCAGCUGCAUCAGUCACCGAUGGAGGGCCAUUUACCCCACAUGCCCCCCUUCAUGCCCCACCUCGGAGGCAUGCCCUACCCCAGACUUAGCCCUUCUACGGGCCAUAAUGGCCCCUUGAACAGAACGCCCCCCACUGCUGCGCUAAGUGCUCCUCCACCCCUUGUGCCAGCCGGCAGCACCAGGUCAGCCUCGCCCAGGAGGACUACCCCUUUACCCACCACACAGGACCCCCGGGACUACUCCCCAUCCCGUAACCCCAAAGAAGUAGAGGCCCGGUAGCUUGUUGGAAAAAUCACAGAGUCUUAGUGGGGGUCCUUAAAAGCCCCCACACACUUAUCUGGAAUCUUAUUGUCAAACAAAUGCACUGCUCCUCUCUAGAGAAGAGUGAAACUCCCUAAGGGAAAGGGUAUGAUUGUACAAAGCAAAGAUGUGUGCUACUGGUGAAGCACAUGCCAUGACUUUAUUUUCAGUGAACUGGAGGUUUAACAAUGUCGGUAAGAAAGAACACAGAUAUCUGUAUGUUUAUUACCGACUUAAAUAUUUGAUCAUUAUUAAUAUAUUAAUCCAAAGCCUUUUUUCUUCCUUGUGCCGAAAAGAAAAAGGUCUUGAAAAUGAGUUUGUACAUCUUUGUUCCAUGUAUAGAUAUUAUUUCUAUGAAUUUUAUGUAUUUUGUGCUUUAGUCUCGCCUUUUACAAUAUUUAUCCGAGUUGAUCGUGAGACAAAUCCCUUAAGAUGACGUAAAGACUUGAUUUUGGUUUGAGCCGUCAGUAAUUUAACCUCAUGGUACCAGGAUAUCCUCAACGAUGACAAUGUACAUUGCCACAUUACCAACUUUAUUUCAUUUGUUUUGCCUUUGAGAUAUGCAGAGGAAUAUAUAUUAUGAGGUCUUUGUUGAGUCUCUGUAAAGAGAAAUCAGUGUAAAUAACCUGUUGAUAUCCUUUGCUGCAAGAGUACAAUGUAAAUUUGUUAGUCUUUUUAACAGUUUCUUAUAAAAAAAAAGAAAAGAAAUGGGGAAAAAAAACUAAAAUCAAAUGAAAUGUGUUGCCUGUUGAAUAUCAGACAAGUCCGGCCAGCCGGCCGACAAGAAGGAUUGGGGGGGUGGGGUGUUGUUACUAGGCCUAAAUGGAUCAUCUGCAAUCUAUGCAAAGCAGCACUCAACACCCUGAUAAAAAAAAUCACUUGGACGAAGCAUUGUUGUGAUCGCAAAAGAGAAAACUGGAGGAGAACAUGUUCAUAUGUACCAAUGAAACUUUGAUGGUAUUACUAAAAGACUUCCAAGUCACAAACUGGAGCCGCUCCGGACAGAAAAGGAGGACACUUUUCAAGUGGAUGGCAAAAAGACUUUUUCUGUCAACCUUGUGGUGUUGUGCAGUUGUUUUUUCUUAGACUCUUGUAUACAAAACAAGUAGAGUUUUAGGCGUGAAAAAAAGGAAAAUGAACAUUCAUGGUUUAAAAUGUAUGGAAUAAAGUUUGGACCUAAUGUCAAACA